This is a messenger RNA of Tarenaya hassleriana, 976 nucleotides long. Its product is annotated as transcription repressor OFP13-like. The record is from RefSeq and is a predicted model, not a curated record. NCBI's taxonomy places the organism in Eukaryota, Viridiplantae, Streptophyta, Magnoliopsida, Brassicales, Cleomaceae. Bases 132 to 866 code for a protein of 244 amino acids. The transcript has a single exon. Gene Ontology annotation, biological process: negative regulation of DNA-templated transcription.
UAAAUAGACCACCGCCGUCCCCUCAUUCCCUUUAUAUUAUUCCCUCCAACUCCUUCUCCCUCCAUUAAUGCCCCAAACCCUCCCACCAUCAAGAAAAAAAAAAUCUGCAGAGGAAAGAAAAAACGGUUUCAAUGGGGAGGAAGAUGACGAUCUCUUCACUGUUCAAAACUAGAGGUGGAGGCGGAUUACUUGCUGUUCCUCUGUGCUACAACGCGAAGACGACGUCGUUCCGAGUCGGUGACGACGUCAUCAAGACGGUGAACUCGGUAUUCUUCGACCAAAACGGCGACGUGUUGGAGGCAGAGACGCCCGAUUCUUGGUUUACGAACUCGUCCGAGUCGGCUAGUUACUCAACCGAGUCGGAUCAGGAUCUGGACGCCGAGUCGGUCGAGAUGGUUGUCCGCGGCGUGGUCAGAUCGGAGAGGUUGUUCUUCGAUCCUGGUGUCACGAGCUCGAUCCUGAAAGGGAAACAGGACAACGAUAAUAGCCAAUCGGAGGAGGAUAGGGAUUAUCCGCCAUUAGAGGGCAGCAGCGUGGCGGUGGAGAUGGAGUCGGAGGAUCCGUACGGAGAUUUCCGACGAUCGAUGGAGGAGAUGGUGAGGAGUCAGGAGGAAUUGGCGAAGGAUUGGGAGAGCUUGGAGGCGUUGCUCGCAUGGUACUUGAAGAUGAACGAGAAGAGGAGCCACGGCGUGAUCGUGAGCGCUUUCGCCGAUCUCCUCGUAAGCAUCUCCGGCGGAGGAACCACGUCGACGCCGGCGUCGGAAUCGACUCGUUACUCGACGGCUGUUUCGUCAUUGCCUUCUUCGCCGGUGUAUUCAUCUCGUGGUCAGAACGAGAUCGAAGAAGAAGAGAGACGGAGCUGUUAGUCUCACCAGUUUACUUCUUAAUUUAUUUUGAAUCCUGUAAAUUAAUUAAUUGAUGGGUUAGAGAAAUCAUAAAUAUAAAUAUAGUUAAUUGUCAGAUUAAAUUUGAUGAA